AUGAUAAGGUCAGCACUGAGCAACUGGCGGGAGUAUUUGACGCCAGUUUCUCAUAAAUCUACGUUUUUGACUACUGGUCAAAUAACACCUGAAGAGUUUGUUCAAGCAGGAGACUACCUGUGCCAUAUGUUUCCAACCUGGAAGUGGAACGAUAUGGCAGAUGAUAAUAAAUAUAGGGACUUUCUUCCCAAAGACAAGCAGUUUCUUGUCAUAAGAAAAGUACCUUGUUCAGAGCGUGCGCAAGCUGUGGUUACUAUGGAUGAAAUCGAGAACGGAACCUCGACUGAUGCUUUCAGUGCUGCUGACGAUGAAGAUAAUGACGAUGACUCAAUAGAGAUUAUCCCUGUGAGUAAGAGUAGUUCAGGAGCUGACAAUGAUGUCAAUGAUAUAGAUGAAUUGAUGGAAGAGAUGGAGCUCGAAGAAGAUGAUGAUAUUGUCGCAAAUAAGACCAAUGAGAUGCUUAGAUACUACGACUUAUUUAUAACUUAUUCCACGUCUUAUAGGGUGCCUAAGAUGUACAUUGUAGGUUUUAACGGAAAUGGUACACCCUUGACCCCAAAGGAAAUGUUUGAAGAUAUAACGCCUGACUAUCGAAAAAAGACCGCUACGAUAGAGAAGCUACCCUUUUAUAAGAGAAAUGUUCCCAGUGUAUCUAUUCACCCCUGUAAACAUGCAAACGUAAUGAAAGUUCUAUUGGACAAGAUUAGUGUAGUUAAAGAAAGGCAAAGAGAAGAAGAAAUGCAAAAGAAUGCUGAAGUUGGUGCACCAAAAUCUGCUGGUUCUGAUGAUGGCGACAACGAAAACUGGGAAGAUUUACAGCAAGAUAUCGAUGAUUCACUACGAGUAGACUUAUAUUUGGUUGUUUUUUUGAAGUUCAUAACCAGUGUUACUCCCACAAUCCAGCAUGACUACACUAUGGAAGGCUGGUAG
Nakaseomyces glabratus is the source of this 930-nucleotide messenger RNA. It is a transcript of the gene ATG3, whose product is annotated as Atg3p. Gene Ontology annotation, cellular component: cytosol; phagophore assembly site. Gene Ontology annotation, biological process: nucleophagy; autophagosome assembly; autophagy of mitochondrion. NCBI's taxonomy places the organism in Eukaryota, Fungi, Ascomycota, Saccharomycetes, Saccharomycetales, Saccharomycetaceae. The record is from RefSeq and is a predicted model, not a curated record. Gene Ontology annotation, molecular function: Atg8-family ligase activity.